GUCAAAGUUGGUAACGACACAACCCCUUCCCUUCCCUUCCCGUAGCUUGUGUUUUACAGCAGACAUAGAAAGAAAGAAACCUGAGCCUUUUAGAACUCGAGUCUCGUAGAAGCAUGCAAACCCUGAACCAUGUCAUAGUUUCCACUCCUACCCCACCUAAUUCACUUAACUUCCCUGCCCUUGCGUCUCUCUCUCCCUCUGCUCCCACUUUACAUUUGACUUUUCACGUUCAUGGCGGUCUCAGACGUCGAGGCAGUGCUAGAGUUCUUGAGGAACAACGGGUUCUCGGAGGCCGAGUCUGCUCUCAAAGAGGAUAUGAUUGAAAAGGGUGAACUGGGUUCGUUUGAUUUCGAGAAAUUCUUCUUCCCAAUGGUGCCCCCUCCCCCACCGGUGAGAAUUCCGUCGACUUUCCGGGGAUCGGGGAUUCCUGAUGAUGGUGAAUCUUCGAGGUCGAACUCUAGGUCCGGGGACGACGAGUUCGUGAGCUUAGGUUCUUCCACUUCGGAUGUGUGUUCUUCAGAAUUCGUAAAUCCAUAUGGAGUUCAGUCAACAUCUCAUGAUACCUCUGAAGCCUCAUCAGAAAACCUAUCUCAAUUUGGCACGGCACGCGAUUAUCAUGAUUUUGAUAUGCAAAAUGACCUCUUUUGGUAUGAUGAGAAAGAUGACAGCGACUUCAUGACUCCCUCAUUUGAUGGACCAGACUUCUUUGGCUGUCCAAGUGAGGAUAAGUUUGUCAUGAUGUCAGAGAAUGAGAAGCAACAUGGGAAUCCACUGGAAGAGAAAUGUCUUUUUUACAUUGAUCCCUUAAAUGACGAAAAUGAGGUUCACCUGGUGGAUUAUGAUAAUUUUGGUAGAAAGUGUGACCCUGGAGAAGGCAUUCAGGAGCAAACCAAAGGUGUUACCACUUAUGAUUGUCUAGCCCCUUUUUAUACAUACAGUGUUGGAGCUGGAGGAUAUUAUGGUGACAAUCUUGCAAACGGCAGCUACACGAGCUCUAAAGAAACUGAUUUGAAUGGUUCUCAGUUAAAGGUUGUAGGGAAUAUUCCCACUGACUGUGGUGCUGCUGCACAAGAUAAAAUAAGGAAGACUGGCUACUCUGCUAAAAGGGGCUGCUCAAAUGACUGGGUUGAAGGGUUUAAAGAUUCCCAUCACUUUAAUGUUAAGGUUGCUGAGAAAGAUUUCAUACCAAAUGGAGUUGACAGCUAUGAGUUUGGAGAUGGUGGAAAAGUAAAUUCAGAACCCAGCAAGCCUGAAGCUGCUGCAGAAGGGGAGGAUUUUAUUGAUGAUCUUUUAAUGUAUGAUACUCAUGAGGAUGAGUAUGAAGUAUUUGACCUACGAAUCAUACAUAGGAAAAACAGGACUGGAUUCGAGGAAAACAAGGAUCUGCCAAUUGUGCUGAAUACUGUCAUUGCAGGUAGAUACUAUAUGACAGAGUACCUUGGUUCGGCUGCUUUCAGUAAGGUUGUUCAGGCCCAUGAUCUUCACACUGGAAUGGAUGUUUGCCUGAAGAUCAUAAAAAAUGAUAAAGACUUUUUCGAUCAAAGUUUAGAUGAAAUAAAACUUUUAAAGCUUGUCAACAAGUAUGACCCUUCUGAUGAACGGCACAUUUUGCGUCUUUAUGACUUCUUUUAUCAUCAGGAGCAUCUCUUCAUUGUUUGUGAACUCCUCCGAGCAAACUUAUAUGAAUUUCAGAAAUUCAAUCAAGAAUCUGGUGGAGAGGCUUAUUUUACCUUGAGCAGAUUGCAGGUCAUAACCCGUCAAUGUUUGGAGGCAUUGGAGUACUUACAUCACUUGGGAAUUAUUCACUGUGAUCUAAAGCCGGAAAAUAUUCUUAUCAAAAGUUACAGAAGAUGUGAGAUCAAGGUUAUUGAUCUUGGAAGCAGUUGCUUUCUGACAGACAACUUGUGCCUGUAUGUACAAUCCCGUUCCUAUCGAGCUCCUGAAGUAAUCCUAGGCCUUCCAUAUGACCAAAGGAUUGACAUCUGGUCUCUUGGCUGUAUAUUGGUUGAGCUAUGCUCUGGGGAAGUGCUGUUUCCAAAUGAUUCAAUUGUGACGAUCCUUGCACGCAUGAUUGGGAUGUUUGGCCCUAUUGAUUUAGAGAUGUUGGAACAGGGGCAGGAGACAAACAAGUAUUUCACAAAAGAAUAUGAUCUUUAUCAUAUAAACGAGGAGACAGACCAACUGGAAUACAUAAUCCCCGAGUCAUCCUCGUUGGAGCAUCAACUGCAGGUUACUGAUAUCGGGUUUAUCGAUUUCGUGAAAAGUCUGCUUGAGAUCGAUCCAAAGAGGCGCCCAACAGCAAUGGAGGCACUGGAGCACCCAUGGCUUUCCCACCUGUACUAGUCCACUUCUUUCGAGUAUUAGUGGUGGAAUUUUCAUUCUUGUGAGGAUUAUUUUUCACCAUAAGCCAAAUUUCCCUGAGGGUGAGAAUGGAAUGCAUUUCUGACUUCAGUUUUGGUUGGCAUAUAUGUUGUUACAAUUUAUUUAUUAAUUAGCACAUACAUAUGUUUUGUUCAAAGCUGCUACCCAAUUCUUUUUACCCUUUUUAAGUUAUGGGGGGGUUUGUAAGUAACCAAAAACAGACUUUCCGAACCAAUUUGGGUUCUAUGUGCUGGUGAGUACAAAAGUUGUACACAGUUUCAUUCCGUUCCACAAUAUUAUUGUUCUCGAUUUUGGCAAA
Molecule: messenger RNA, 2680 nt
Organism: Carya illinoinensis
Lineage: Eukaryota; Viridiplantae; Streptophyta; Magnoliopsida; Fagales; Juglandaceae
Product: dual specificity tyrosine-phosphorylation-regulated kinase 2
Exons: 7
Coding region: 232-2343 (703 amino acids)
Biological process (GO): peptidyl-threonine phosphorylation; peptidyl-serine phosphorylation
Cellular component (GO): cytoplasm
Molecular function (GO): protein tyrosine kinase activity; protein serine/threonine kinase activity; ATP binding
Source: RefSeq, a predicted model, not a curated record